AUGACCGUGCCUCCUGAUAAAGAGACAAAGAAGAAGAAAAGAGACACAAAAAGACAAAGUCACAUGGACACACAGAACAGCACAGCCGAUGAGGAUGAAGAUGGCUGGCAUGCCAUAAUCGGGCUGCGGACGGGAAAUAGCACUGAAGAGGACAAUCAUCUGAGAAUCGAAGCACCUGAGUUCCACCCAGACAAUGACAUGACUCAGGAGGGUGAGGAGCACGACACAGACGACGACACAAUGGCACAUGUGGCACCAGAAGCCGAGGCGCCAGAGGACCGGGCUGAGAAAGUCGACGGUCAGGAUGAUGUGUUGUCUGAGUCCAGCUCCAGUGACCAAGAGAAUCCGGUUGACACCCCAGCUAAACAGAAUAAUGAGGAUCUUGUCACCGUUGUAGAGCAGGGGGCCAUUCGUCGCAGGAAUGGCCCCCUGCUCUACAACGGUGACAAGAUAUUCAUUUUUCCGGACCUGCCGUCUUCAGUAGCGAAGAGGAGGGGGUCUUUCAAGGACGAGAAAGAGAUGCUCUGCGGAUGUCAAGACGUGAGAUACGGCAUGCUGUACCCAGCGAAGCUGAGGAUCUCCUCGCCUUUGGGGGAAAAGAUCUUCACCGAUCCAGACGCUACUAAGGUCUACACUGUGAGUCAUCUUCUGAAGAAUGAGAGACGAAAUGAUAGCUGA
Messenger RNA from Knipowitschia caucasica, 678 nucleotides. The record is from the annotation of a GenBank genome assembly. NCBI's taxonomy places the organism in Eukaryota, Metazoa, Chordata, Actinopteri, Gobiiformes, Gobiidae.